AUGCAACAGAAACCCGAAAAUAUAGCGUUUGUGUCGGCAGCUUGGACCCGGCUUCGAAGUCAACGGCCGAUUCUUGGCGGUACGACCCGGGGGCUCACGCUGCCGAAACGAGCGCAGUGGCUGCCCUCUGGGGUAUCCCUAGUCGUUAGACGACGGUGGCAUCAUUUGAAUCCGUUUCGUGUGUGUGCCGCUGCGGAUAGCGAUGAGCGUGAUCAGAGCCCGGUCGGCGGUGGCGAGGAGCCACCCACGGGACCCGGUAACAAGCCGGACAAACCUGUGGGCUCGCGUCCGUAUAUCGCAGUGAUACCCGCACCGAGGCCGGUGUUGACAACAGGAAUUAUAGGCAUCAACAUCCUGACAUACUUGGCGGAGCUCUACUUUGAGGUUGAGGGAAAACUCAGCGGGGCGAACUCUAACAUCCUAUUGGCUCUAGGCGCAAAGAUCAACAGUGCGAUCGCUGCAGGCCAGCUGUGGCGAUUAUUCACGCCGAUAUUCCUGCACGGCGGCCUGCUGCAUCUCCUAAGCAACACCUAUGCAUUGUACGCAAUCAGCUAUGAAUGUGAAAUGGCAUAUGGACCGCUUGCGUUUGCCGUGAUCUACCUCGCGAGUGGCGCUUGGGGGAACCUGCUUUCCUACUGGUUCACGCCCUACUUGUCCGUAGGCGCCUCAUCAUCCAUAUUUGGUCUCUUUUCCGCUUAUAUUGUGUAUCUGGUGAACAACUAUGCAAUUCUCGGUAGACAGGCGCGUCGCCAGAUCACUGUGCUUGUUGCGCUCGUGGUUUUCAACUUUGCAUUUGGAAGCACACCAGGAGACGCUAUCGACAACAGCGCACAUCUGGGUGGUGCAAUUGCCGGGGCGCUUCUGAGCGAGAUCGUUGUCCCCGAACUGAUCCUUCGUGAUGCGAACGGCCAGCUGCUGGAAAAUUUGAAAGCGGAAGAGGUUGAGAUGCAGUUACGAAAAGGAGGGAAGAUUGAGGUGAAGCGCAAACCUGCUGCAACAGUUGUAAGCGCUGGUCUGUGGUUCUCUCUCUUGGCCUGCGGUGCAGCGAUCUUGCGCUCGAGCCCGGCGGAGAAUUUUGGUGGUGGCAUGCUCUGA
Cyanidioschyzon merolae strain 10D is the source of this 1095-nucleotide messenger RNA. RefSeq lists its product as hypothetical. Gene Ontology annotation, molecular function: serine-type endopeptidase activity. NCBI's taxonomy places the organism in Eukaryota, Rhodophyta, Bangiophyceae, Cyanidiales, Cyanidiaceae. Bases 1 to 1095 code for a protein of 364 amino acids. Gene Ontology annotation, cellular component: membrane. The transcript has a single exon. The record is from RefSeq and is a predicted model, not a curated record.